ACCUCAGCGACUCCGGCUGCUCUGCGGACUGCGAGCUGUGGCGGUAGAGCCCGCUACAGCAGUCGCAGUCUCCGUGGAGCGGGCGGAAGCCUUUUUUCUCUCUUUCGUUUACCUCUUCAUUCUACUCUAAAGGCAUCGUUAUUAGUGUUGUGCGGGUUAAUACAACAAACUGUAACAAGUGUACCUGGUAUGGACUUGUUGUCCGGGACGUACAUUUUCGCGGUCCUGCUAGCAUGCGUGGUGUUCCACUCUGGCGCCCAGGAGAAAAACUACACCAUCCGAGAAGAAAUGCCAGAAAACGUCCUGAUAGGCGACUUGUUGAAAGACCUUAACUUGUCGCUGAUUCCAAACAAGUCCUUGACAUCUGCUAUGCAGUUCAAGCUAGUGUACAAGACUGGAGAUGUGCCACUGAUUCGAAUUGAAGAGGAUACUGGUGAGAUCUUCACUACUGGCGCUCGCAUUGAUCGUGAGAAAUUAUGUGCUGGUAUCCCAAGGGAUGAGCAGUGCUUUUAUGAAGUGGAGGUUGCCAUUUUGCCGGAUGAAAUAUUUAGACUGGUUAAGAUACGUUUUCUGAUAGAAGAUAUAAAUGAUAAUGCACCAUUGUUCCCAGCAACGGUUAUCAACAUAUCAAUUCCAGAGAACUCGGCUAUAAACUCUAAAUAUACUCUCCCAGCGGCUGUUGAUCCUGACGUAGGAAUAAACGGAGUUCAAAACUACGAACUAAUUAAGGGUCAAAACAUUUUUGGCCUCGAUGUCAUUGAAACACCAGAAGGAGACAAAAUGCCACAACUGAUUGUUCAAAAGGAGUUAGAUAGGGAAGAGAAGGAUACCUACGUGAUGAAAGUAAAGGUUGAAGAUGGUGGCUUUCCUCAGAGAUCCAGUACUGCUAUUUUGCAAGUAAGUGUUACUGAUACAAAUGACAACCACCCAGUCUUUAAGGAGACAGAGAUUGAAGUCAGUAUACCAGAAAAUGCUCCUGUAGGCACUUCAGUGACACAGCUCCAUGCCACAGAUGCUGACAUAGGUGAAAAUGCCAAGAUCCACUUCUCUUUCAGCAAUCUAGUCUCCAACAUUGCCAGGAGAUUAUUUCACCUUAAUGCCACCACUGGACUUAUCACAAUCAAAGAACCACUGGAUAGGGAAGAAACACCAAACCACAAGUUACUGGUUUUGGCAAGUGAUGGUGGAUUGAUGCCAGCAAGAGCAAUGGUGCUGGUAAAUGUUACAGAUGUCAAUGAUAAUGUCCCAUCCAUUGACAUAAGAUACAUCGUCAAUCCAAUCAAUGACACAGUUGUUCUUUCAGAAAAUAUUCCACUCAACACCAAAAUUGCUCUCAUAACUGUGACGGAUAAGGAUGCGGACAAUAAUGGCAGGGUGACAUGCUUCACAGAUCAUGAAAUUCCUUUCAGAUUAAGGCCAGUAUUCAGUAAUCAGUUCCUUCUGGAGACUGCAGCAUAUCUUGACUAUGAGUCCACAAAAGAAUAUGCCAUUAAAUUACUGGCUGCAGAUGCUGGCAAACCUCCUUUGAAUCAGUCAGCAAUGCUCUUCAUCAAAGUGAAAGAUGAAAAUGACAAUGCUCCAGUUUUCACCCAGUCUUUCGUAACUGUUUCUAUUCCUGAGAAUAACUCUCCUGGCAUCCAGUUGACGAAAGUAAGUGCAACGGAUGCAGAUAGUGGUCCUAAUGCUGAGAUCAAUUACCUGCUAGGCCCUGAUGCUCCACCUGAAUUCAGCCUGGAUCGUCGUACAGGCAUGCUGACUGUAGUGAAGAAACUAGAUAGAGAAAAAGAGGAUAAAUAUUUAUUCACAAUUCUGGCAAAAGAUAACGGGGUGCCACCCUUAACCAGCAAUGUCACAGUCUUUGUAAGCAUUAUUGAUCAGAAUGACAAUAGCCCAGUUUUCACUCACAAUGAAUACAACUUCUAUGUCCCAGAAAACCUUCCAAGACAUGGUACAGUAGGACUAAUCACUGUAACUGAUCCUGAUUAUGGAGACAAUUCUGCAGUUACGCUCUCCAUUUUAGAUGAGAAUGAUGACUUCACCAUUGAUUCACAAACUGGUGUCAUCCGACCAAAUAUUUCAUUUGAUAGAGAAAAACAAGAAUCUUACACUUUCUAUGUAAAGGCUGAGGAUGGUGGUAGAGUAUCACGUUCUUCAAGUGCCAAAGUAACCAUAAAUGUGGUUGAUGUCAAUGACAACAAACCAGUUUUCAUUGUCCCUCCUUCCAACUACUCUUACGAAUUGGUUCUACCAUCCACUAAUCCAGGCACAGUGGUCUUUCAGGUAAUUGCUGUUGACAAUGACACUGGCAUGAAUGCAGAGGUUCGUUACAGCAUUGUAGGAGGAAACACAAGAGAUCUGUUUGCAAUAGACCAAGAAACAGGCAACAUAACAGUGACUGAGAAAUGUGAUGUUACAGACCUUGGUUUACACAGAGUGUUGGUCAAAGCUCAUGACUUAGGACAACCUGAUUCUCUCUUCAGUGUUGUAAUUGUCAAUCUGUUCGUGAAUGAGUCACUGACCAAUGCUACACUGAUUAAUGAACUGGUGCGCAAAAGCACCGAAGCACCAGUGACCCCAAAUACUGAGAUAGCUGAAGCAUCCUCACCAACUAGUGACUAUGUCAAGAUCCUGGUUGCAGUUGUUGCUGGCACCAUAACUGUCGUUGUAGUUAUUUUCAUCACUGCUGUAGUAAGAUGUCGCCAGGCACCACACCUUAAGGCUGCUCAGAAAAACAAGCAGAAUUCUGAAUGGGCUACCCCAAACCCAGAAAACAGGCAGAUGAUAAUGAUGAAGAAAAAGAAAAAGAAGAAGAAGCAUUCCCAUAAGAACCUGCUGCUUAACUGUGUCACUAUUGAAGAAACUAAGGCAGAUGAUGUUGACAGUGAUGGAAACAGAGUCACACUAGACCUUCCUAUUGAUCUAGAAGAGCAAACCAUGGGAAAGUACAAUUGGGUAACUACACCUACUACUUUCAAGCCCGACAGCCCUGAUUUGGCCCGACACUACAAAUCUGCCUCUCCACAGCCUGCCUUCCAGAUUCAGCCUGAAACUCCUCUGAAUUCGAAGCACCACAUCAUCCAAGAACUGCCUCUCGAUAACACCUUCGUGGCCUGUGAUUCUAUCUCCAAGUGUUCCUCAAGCAGUUCAGAUCCCUACAGCGUUUCUGAGUGUGGCUAUCCAGUGACGACCUUCGAGGUACCUGUGUCUGUACACACCAGACCGCCAAUGAAGGAGGUUGUGCGAUCUUGCACCCCCAUGAAAGAGUCUACAACUGUGGAGAUCUGGAUUCAUCCCCAACCACAGCGGAAAUCCGAAGGGAAAGCGGCAGGAAAGUCCCAGCGGCGUGUCACAUUUCACCUGCCAGAAGGCUCUCAGGAAAGCGGCAGUGAUGGUGGACUGGGCGACCAUGAUGCAGGCAGCCUUACCAGCACAUCCCAUGGCCUGCCCCUUGGCUAUCCUAAGGAGGAGUACUUUGAUCGUGCCACACCCAACAAUCGCACUGAAGGGGAUGGCAACUCCGAUCCUGAAUCAACUUUCAUACCUGGACUAAAGAAAGCUGCAGAAAUAACUGUUCAACCAACUGUGGAAGAGGCCUCUGACAACUGCACUCCAGAAUGUCUCAUCUAUGGCCAUUCUGAUGCCUGCUGGAUGCCGGCAUCUCUGAAUCAUUCCAGCUCUUCGCAAGCACAGGCCUCUGCUCUAUGCCACAGCCCACCACUGUCACAGGCCUCUACUCAGCACCACAGCCCACCGGUGACACAGACCAUUGCUCUCUGCCACAGCCCUCCAGUGACACAGACCAUCGCAUUGUGCCACAGCCCUCCACCGAUACAGGUCUCUGCUCUCCACCACAGUCCUCCUCUAGUGCAGGCUACUGCACUUCGCCACAGCCCACCAUCAGCACAGGCCUCAGCCCUCUGCUACAGCCCUCCUUUAGUACAGGCUGCUGCAACCAGCCACAGCUCUCCUCUGCCACAGGUUACUGCCCUCCAUCGCAGUCAGGCCCAAUCAUCAGUCAGUUUGCAGCAAGGUUGGGUGCAAGGUGCUGAUGGACUACGCUCUGUUGAUCAGGGAGUGCAAGGUAGUGCAACAUCUCAGUUUUACACCAUGUCUGAAAGACUUCAUCCCAGUGAUGAUUCAAUUAAAGUCAUUCCUUUGACAACCUUCACUCCACGCCAACAGGCCAGACCCUCCAGAGGUGAUUCCUCCAUUAUGGAAGAACAUCCCUUGUAAAGCUAAAAUAGUUACUUCAAAUUUUCAGAAAAGAUGUAUGCAGUCAAAAUUUAAGAUACAAUUCCAAUGAGUAUUCUGAUUAUCAGAUUUGUAAAUAGCUAUGUAAAUAGAAACAGAUACCAGAAUAAAUCUACAGCUAGACCCUUAGUCAAAAGUUAACCAAAAAAUUGCAAUUUGUUUAAUUCAGAAUGUGUAUUUAAAAAGAAAAGGAAUUUAACAAUUUGCAUCCCCUUGUACAGUAAGGCUUAUCAUGACAGAGCGUACUAUUUCUGAGGUACAGUAUUUUUUGUUGUUUCUAUCAUCAUGUGCAAUAUUACUGAUUUGUUUCCACGCUGAUUGUGUGGAACCAGUAUGUAGCAAAUGGAAAGCCUAGAAAUAUCUUAUUUUCUAAGUUUACCUUUAGUUUACCUAAACUUUUGUUCAGAUAACUUUAAAAGGUUUACAUACUCUAGCCUUUUUUUGGGCUUUCUGUUUGAUUUUUGUUUGUUGUUUUCAGUUUUUUUUGUUGUUGUUAGUGAGUCUCCCUUCGAAAUACACAGUUGGUAAUGUAAAUACUGCUUGUUGUGUCUCUCUCUCUCUGCUUUCAUGUUUUCUACCUUAUUCCAAUACUAUAUUGUUGAUAAAAUUUGUAUAUACAUUUUCAAUAAAGAAUAUGUAUAAACUGUACAGAUCUAGAUCUACAACCAAUUUCUCUACUCUUUAGUAGAGUUCGAGACACAGAAGUGCAAUAACUGCCCAAAUUAAGCAACUAUUUGCUAAAAAGGGCCUCUUUUUACUUUAAUAGUUUAGCAUAAAGUACAUCAGAAAUAAAACUGUAUCUGCCAUUUUAAGCCUGUAGUCCAUUAUUACUUGGGUCUUUACUUCUAGGAAUUUGUAUGUAACAGCCUAGAAAAUUAAAAGGAGGUGGAUGCAUCCAAAGCACGAGUCACUUACAAUAUCGACGAUAAACUACUAUUUUGUAGAGAAACUCAGGAAGAUUUAAAUGUUGAUUUGACAGCUCAAUAGGCUGUUACCAAAGGGUGUUCGGUACAAAUAACAAAUACAUAUAACUGUAGAUAAAACCAUAUAUUAAAUCUAUAAGACUAAGGGAUUUUUGUUAUUCUAGCUCAACUUACUUACUGAAGAAAACCACUAAUAACAACAAGAAUAUCAGGAAGGAACUUUUCAAGAAAUGUAAUUAUAAAUCUACAUCAAACAUAGAAUUUUAAGGAAAAAUGCAGAGGGAGAAAUAAGGCACAUGACUGCUUCUUGCAGUCAACAAGAAAUACCCCAAUAACACACACAGAACAAAAACCAUCAAAAUCUCAUAUAUGAAAUAAAAUAAUAUAUUCUUCUAAGCAAAGAAACAGUACUAUUAAUAGAAAACAUUAGUUUUCUUCUGUUGUCUGUUAUUUCCUUCUUGUAUCCUCUUAACUGGCCAUUGUCUUCUACGUGCACAUUUUAUAAAUGUACAGAAACAUCACCAACUUAAUUUUCUUCCAUAGCAAAAGUGAGAAAAUACCUUGUUUCAGUAUAAUACUAAACCAAGAGACAAUUGAUG
Molecule: messenger RNA, 5773 nt
Organism: Symphalangus syndactylus (siamang)
Lineage: Eukaryota; Metazoa; Chordata; Mammalia; Primates; Hylobatidae
Gene: PCDH11X
Product: protocadherin 11 X-linked
Biological process (GO): homophilic cell-cell adhesion
Cellular component (GO): plasma membrane
Molecular function (GO): calcium ion binding
Source: RefSeq, a predicted model, not a curated record